AUGUCGUCAAAAGUAGGCUCCAUGCUCAAGACCGCAGUCUACGCACUAUGGUCCUUCCAGUGGGGUUUCUUCACGGCAACUUUCUGCAUCUAUCAUGAACUCAGCAUCCCGAACCCCUUUCACGCGGUCCUGACAACAGUCUUGACCUUGCCUAUCCCCCUAUCACUCGAACUUUUUCUCCUCUACACUACAGCUUCUCGCUUUAGUUGUCUGGAUCUCCACACCAGAAAGUUCAACACGUUCUUCUAUAAGACGCGGGACUGGGCUAUGAUCCUCCCCAUCUUCAGCAUCCUUUGGUUCCUAUGUGUUUUGUGGUGGGGCCUCUUGGCUACGAUGGACAUGUAUUCUUACGGACCCGUGGCCAAGACCGUCGAAUUUCUCUGUCUCUCCUUCAAGCCCAUCGGCUAUACCGUUUACAUAGGGGGCGUGCUUCUGUAUAUCCCGCUGCCCUUUUGGGUCAUCGUCACUGGCACUGGGGCGUGCAGACGGGUACGGAACCUGAAGAGUCCUGAGGAGGAGGAAGCGACCAACUUGACCACCAAAAAUGACGACGAGGAGUGGAACGCUUUCCAGGACAAUCGUGGUAUCUGAGCUGGUAUUACUUUCAAGAAAACUGAUAGUCCUUGAUAAAACUGUGGGUACUCCGAGACCUUAUACAUAAAAGACUUCAUAAUCAUAUACCAUCCUUUCCUCGUAUUCUCCAGGAUUCCUUCCAUGUUAUUAUCCAACCAAUCUUUCCCAUGAAACCCCGUUGAGCCGUUAUCGUGUCACAGACACUGAUGCAAUGUAGUAUCCCAUGGUUCGACACACCGAUCCAGC
Messenger RNA from Fusarium graminearum PH-1, 819 nucleotides. RefSeq lists its product as uncharacterized. Lineage: Eukaryota; Fungi; Ascomycota; Sordariomycetes; Hypocreales; Nectriaceae. The transcript has a single exon. Bases 1 to 591 code for a protein of 196 amino acids. The record is from RefSeq and is a predicted model, not a curated record.